UGGCGCACCGAUCCAGUGCAAUAAACUAGGGUUUGUGAAACAGUGCAGAUUUUUAAGCAAGCAAAUCUGAGUCUCUGGAAAGGAUUAUUACCAGGUUGAGAGUUCCAAGACUUUGCAUUUCUCAGAGCCUUCUGAAACUCGGUUUGGCGACAUUUCUUGGAAGAACAUAGCAGGAAGUGCAAUGGAGGCCAUAGGGGACAGCUUUCUCAGACAAAGGCAAGUCCUGCUUUUCUUUGUUUUACUGGGUGGGUUUCUGGCUGGGUUUGAGUCAAGACGCUAUUCUGUGGCUGAGGAAAAAGAGAGGGGCUUUUUAAUAGCCAAUCUAGCAAAGGAUCUGGGACUGACGGUAGAGGACCUGGUCGCAAGGGGGGCCCAAGUUGUGUCUAAAGGAAACAAACAGCAUUUUCAGUUCAGUCAUCACACCGGUGAUCUGCUUCUGAAGGAGAAAUUGGACCGGGAGGAGCUAUGUGGUCCUACAGAGUCAUGUAUACUGCAUUUUCAGGUAUUAUUGCAAAAUCCCUUCCAGUUAAUUACACAGGAACUCCAAGUCAUAGAUGUAAAUGAUCAUGCUCCAGUAUUCUUUGAAAAUGAAAUGGAGCUGAAAAUCCCUGAAAACUCUCCACCAGGAACAAUAAUUCCUUUAGAAUAUGCUGAGGAUUUGGAUGUAGGAAGAAACAGUCUCCAAAACUACACGAUUACUCCCAAUCCCCAUUUUCAUGUUCUCAUGCGCAGUCGGAGAGAUGGAAGGAAGUACCCAGAACUAGUACUGGACAAAGCACUGGAUCGGGAGGAGGAGCCAGAGUUCAGCUUAACACUCAUGGCGCUGGAUGGCGGCUCGCCUCCACGGUCUGGAACAGCCCAGAUCCACAUCCUGGUCUUAGACAUAAAUGACAAUGCCCCAGAAUUUGCACAGUCCCUCUAUGAUGUUCAAAUUCUAGAGAAUAUCCCUGUUAAUUCUGUCAUUGUCACUGUUUCAGCUUCUGAUUUAGAUAUAGGAAAUUUUGGGACAAUAUCAUAUGCAUUUUUUCAUGCUUCAGAAGAAAUUCUCAAAACUUUCCAACUAAAUCCUAUUACCGGUGAUAUGCAACUAGUUAAACAUUUGAAUUUUGAAGCAAUAAAUAUUUAUGAAGUCGACAUAGAGGCCAAGGAUGGUGGGGGUCUUUCAGGAAAAUGUACAGUCAUGAUUCAGGUGGUUGAUGUGAAUGACAACCCACCAGAACUGACCUUUUCCUCAGUUAACAGUCCUAUCCCUGAGAAUUCGGUAGAGACUGUGGUGGCAAUUUUCAGUGUUUCUGAUCUAGACUCUGGAGAUAACGGAAGAGUGAAGUGUUCCAUCCCAAACAAUCUCCCCUUCGUCCUGAAACCAUCUGUAGAGAAUUUUUACACCCUAGUGUCUGAAGGAACGUUGGACAGGGAAAGCAGAGCCGAAUAUAACAUCACCAUCACAGUCACCGACUUGGGGACACCCAGGCUGAAAACCGAGCGCAGCAUACUAAUCCUCAUCUCCGACGUCAACGACAACGCCCCUGCCUUCUCGCAGACGUCCUACACGCUGUCGGUGCGCGAGAACAACAGCCCCGCCCUGCACAUAGGCAGCGUCAGCGCCACAGACAGAGACUCAGGCAGCAACGCCCAGCUGACCUACUCGCUGCUGCCGCCCCAGGACCCGCACCUGCCCCUCGCCUCGCUGGUCUCCAUCAACGCGGACAACGGGCAGCUGUUCGCGCUGAGGGCGCUGGACUUCGAGGCCCUGCAGGCGUUCGAGUUCCGCGUGGGCGCCACAGACCGAGGCUCGCCCGCGCUGAGCAGCCAGGCGCUGGUGCGCGUCGUGGUGCUGGACGACAACGACAACUCGCCCUUCGUGCUCUACCCGCUGCAGAACGCCUCUGCGCCCUGCACCGAGCUGGUGCCCAGGGCGGCAGAGCCGGGCUACCUGGUCACCAAGGUGGUGGCGGUGGACGGAGACUCGGGCCAGAACGCCUGGCUGUCGUUCCAGCUGCUCAAGGCCACGGAGCCCGGGCUGUUUGGCGUGUGGGCGCACAAUGGCGAGGUGCGCACCGCCAGGCUGCUGAGCGAGCGCGACGCGGCCAGGCACAGGCUGGUGGUGCUGGUCAAGGACAAUGGCGAGCCGCCGCUGUCUGCCAGCGUCACGCUGCACGUGCUGCUGGUGGAUGGCUUCUCGCAGCCCUACCUGCCGCUGCCGGAAGUGGCGCCCGAUCGCGCGCAGGCCGACUCGCUGACAGUCUACUUGGUCAUCGCCUUGGCUUCGGUGUCGUCUCUCUUCCUCUUUUCGGUGCUGGUGUUUGUGGCGGUGAGGCUGUGCAGGAGGUGCAGGGCGGCGCCGCUGGGUGUGUGCUCUGUGCCUGAGGGCCACUUUCCUAGCCACCUGGUGGAUGUUAGUGGCACCGGGACCCUGUCCCAGAGUUACCAGUAUGAAGUGUGUCUGAUGGGAAGCUCAGGGACCAAUGACUUCAAAUUUUAGAGUCCAAUUAUCUCCACUGGUGUGGUUCAAACCCUUAGCAGCAUUGUUUUAAAAUUGCAAUUGUAGAGAUAGAUUUCAUUAACAGAAAAAUCAAAAAGUACUUUUGUGGCUAUGGAUGUUUCCUUUUAAAAUCAAGAAACUUUAGUUGAUAUAAUAUUUUGUUAUAUAUAGACUUCACUUUCUAUGUAGGUAUAUGUUAAUCCAUCAUAUUUUCCUUUUUUCUGCUUCAUGUCUUAUCAAUGCAGUCUUAAUGCUUCUUUUUCUAAUAGGGGAGCCAAAAUAAAUUCAUUAUCUAUUAAUGGUGAUUUCAAAUAUGUUUAUUUCAUAAUAUUUCAAAUUAUAUAUUUCAAAGCAAUGAAGACAGUUUCAAAUCAUAAAUUUAGUAAUUUAUUGUUUUCAAUGUUUAUUCAUAUGCUGUUUGUUUAUUUUCCUAAAGCUGCUUGGUCCAUAGUUAAUGAAGUUUGAGGAUUAAUAAGAUGUAAGAUAUAGUAAUGUACCAUCUUUUUAGGGGCAUAAUAGUCAAAUGAAAGUAAUGCAUUUAAUUUUUUCUAUAUUAACACUUUCAAUCAAUAUUUCAAUACUAUAUACAUUAUUAUGACCCAAGUGGACAAACAUUUUAGACAAAUGCAGCAAAUUACUCUCAGGAAGGUACUUUUUAGGGUUGCUUAAAGUGUAUUUAUGAUGACUGAGGGAAAAAUUAAACCUAAGCCAUUUUAAACAACUGAUUGUUCUUUCCAUUUUUUAUGAAACUUUAUUUAGUAAGGCAUCUGAUGGGAUGACAGUUUGGUUUGUAAAUUGUGGUAUGUAAAUGUAAAGACCUGGGGGCCUUAUUAUCCCAGGAAUAUACACAGAUAUUUGAUCUUUAAAUGUUUUACAGGAAAAGCAGUGUCCCAUCAAGUUGUACUUUAUUAUUUUUACCUACUUACCAUAUAUAGUGAUUUAUAAGGGAAAUAGUUUGCUUCCUGUCUUGAUUGCCUUCUUCAGAUUGCAGUCGGACAUGAUUUAGGAUUAUUUAUGGUCUCCCUGGUAUGAAAACUGCCAUCCACAUCAGUAUUCUACCUCCUAUAUUAUAAUUAAAAGGUAGACAUCAUUACACAUAUUAAAUGUAGUUAUAAUCACACUUAAAUUAUGUUGGGCUAGAGGUAUAGCUUAGUGGUAGAGCAUGUUUUUAGUACUUAGUAUGCAGGAGGCCUUGGGUUCAAUCCCUGGUAUAAAAAGGAAGAAAAAAAAAAGCAUAAGAGAAAAGGUGAAGGUGUCAAUUAAUGUAACAGCAUCAAAUGCAUGAAUAACCUUAAUAAUUAGAAAAAUAAUAUUCCUUUUAUUCUACAUUUCUUAUAGAGAGCUUUCGAUGUGGAUCUUUAGAUCAUUUUUUUUUCUUCUUUUCAAACUUAGCAGAGAGUCUAUGAAGAUAAGGAAAAAGAAACAUUCAUCAACAUAUAUCUUUAUUUGGCUUCCUUAGUAUCUAAUAGUAUCAGAGCAAUGGGAGUAUUGAAUUGUGGGAAUUAUAGAGGGCAGUUAAUUAUUCUGGGGGGCCAAUAUGGUAUAUGAGCUGAGAAUAAAUUUAGAAGGGCCAUGUGUGCUGAAGAGCUAUUUAGACAUUGAAGACAGUAGACCAGAUUUAAUACAUAGAUGGAUUGAACUAUACAUUGUUGAUAAAGUGAACAGUCAGAAACAGUCAGAAAAGAUAAUCUGGACUAAAAUUGAAUAUCAGAAAUAAUAACACCUUACUCUUGAUUUGAAAUACAUAUAUUUUUAUUCCUGGGUAGUCAGGGACCAUUUAUUCUUUUAUUUGAAGCUCUUCCAAAAUUUUCUUUACCUGGAUAUUUUAUUAAAUUCAGGAGAGAGAGGGACUACCACAUGUAUAUUACUAUUGUUGCCACUUCUUGGAAUUCCAUAAACUGAAAAUCUGUUCCAAGGGAAAAGGCAUGACUUUGUAUAUUAAUAAUUUUAUAGGAAUUUUCUUCUGCAAGUGAUAAAUCCAUUACUGCCAAUUAAUUACAAAUUGAUAUUUCAAUUUUCAAAAAAGAAGAGAAAUCAAAUAAAAAUUUGAAUCCUCUUACUCGAGAAUACACUAAAUAAACUUAGUAGGCUUUUAGUUUGAAAAGUCUUUCUUUUUCAUUCAUAGUUGAAUUUAUAGCACAUAGCACAAUGCCUCAUACAUAAUAGAUGGUCAAUUCGUUUAUUAAAUAAAUAAUUUCAGAAUGUUUGGGAAAUCAUGGAAUAUUCUAAGCACUUAUUUACUUGAAACUUAUUUACACAUUGAAUUUUGAAAGAAAUAUCUGUAUUCAGAAAGGAAUAUAUAAUUCCUUUAAAUAUUAUAAGAAUAAUUACAAUCUCUGUGGAGUCAAUUUAUAAUUUAAUGAUCUCCCUUUGCUUGUCGAAACUUCUGAAAACCCAGAGAACUAUAGAAUAAUAGGUUAAUCUCAAAUUUGGUUCAGAAUUGACUUGCCAAUUUUAGGGACAAAGAAGAAAUUAAAUACAAGAGCUUUCUGUUCCACACAUUAACCUCCUGAAAUCUGUAUGUGCUGGCUUUUAAUUCAUGCAUCUACUGAAUUUUGGUUAGUCUUUAUUGUAUCAAAAUUAAAUGAAAUUUUCAAGAUCCCAAAGACUCAAAAAGCUUUCAAAGUAACAAUUUAUUUGAGA
Molecule: messenger RNA, 5125 nt
Organism: Sciurus carolinensis (gray squirrel)
Lineage: Eukaryota; Metazoa; Chordata; Mammalia; Rodentia; Sciuridae
Product: protocadherin beta-3
Exons: 1
Coding region: 182-2482 (766 amino acids)
Biological process (GO): homophilic cell-cell adhesion
Cellular component (GO): plasma membrane
Molecular function (GO): calcium ion binding
Source: RefSeq, a predicted model, not a curated record